This is a messenger RNA of Hyla sarda, 1680 nucleotides long. RefSeq names its product transmembrane p24 trafficking protein 5 (gene TMED5). The record is from RefSeq and is a predicted model, not a curated record. NCBI's taxonomy places the organism in Eukaryota, Metazoa, Chordata, Amphibia, Anura, Hylidae. Gene Ontology annotation, biological process: Golgi organization; endoplasmic reticulum to Golgi vesicle-mediated transport; intracellular protein transport. The coding region runs from base 128 to 796 and encodes 222 amino acids. Gene Ontology annotation, cellular component: Golgi apparatus; endoplasmic reticulum-Golgi intermediate compartment; COPII-coated ER to Golgi transport vesicle. The transcript is spliced from 4 exons.
AGGUCAGAGGGCGGGGCCCGGGGACAGGGUGAGGAGGACCCCCUGGGGCCCCUGAUUGGCCGGGGCUCCUCUUCCGGGCACAGCCCACAUGUUCUCCUCCGUCCGGGGCUCCAUGUAGUUGUGCAGAAUGUCCCGGGCUCCGCUCCUCACCGUCCUGUUCACACUGUGCUCCGUGCAGCGCGGCUGCGGCUUCUCUCAGGCUGUGGACAGCGACUUCACCUUCACCCUCCCGGCCGGACACCGGGAAUGCUUCUACCAGAGCACGAGACAGAGCGGGACCCUGGAGAUAGAGUACCAGGUUCUGGAUGGCACCAAUUUAGACAUUGAUUUCUACCUCUUCUCCCCCAAUGGGGACCUGGUCCUAUCUGAGCAGCGUCAGUCAGACGGGGUCCACACGGUGGAGACGGUGGACGGCGAUUAUCAGUUCUGCUUCGACAACACUUUCAGCCGGAUGUCGGAGAAGGUCAUCUUCUUUGAACUAAUAUUGGAUCAUAUGAACGAUGGCGAAGAGCAGGAAGACUGGAAGAAUUACGUCAUCGGUACCGACCUCCUGGACAUGAAGCUGGAGGAUAUAAUGGAAACCAUUAAUAGUGUCAAAGCCCGAUUGGGCAGAAGCCUCCAGCUCCAGACUCUGCUGAAGGCCUUUGAGGCCAGAGAUCGCAACAUCCAGGAGAGUAACUGUGAGCGAGUCAACUUCUGGUCCAUGGUAAACCUGGCGGUGAUGGUCGUGGUCAGCGUCACCCAAGUCUAUAUGCUGAAGAGUCUUUUUGAGGACAAGCGGAAAAGCCGACCGUGACUUUACACUGGAGAAGAACUGAGCCGAGAUCAUUGGGGGAUGGGGGGAGAGAAAUAAGGGAUUUGAAUGAAUGGGGCUUUAUAUGGGAGUUUGUACUUUUACGCUGUGAUUGUAGAUUUGUAACAUUUUUAGUUUAAAUCCUGAUAUUUCUGUUUCUUGGAUCCGGGCGAGUGGCUUGUUACAUGUUCUUGUACGCACAGGACGGGAGCGACCACUGGACCCAUGGGUCACGAUUAUUGGAGCGAAUACAUCUGCGUCGUCUAUUAGACUUUCAUUCGGUCCCUGUAUUCCGGAAAUGUUAUUUAGUCUCUUCAUACGACUUUUAUAGAACAUGUUUCAGUUUGGAUAAUUUGUACCGAGAUGAAGGAAUUUGUUACAAUGUUGACACGAGAGAUUAAAACUGCCCAAAGAUGUAAAGAGAAGUAAGAAACGGAGUGUUUUGUAGGAACGAUGUUACAUCAGUGGCACUAGAACUUGUUGGUUUAAAGCGGUGUUUCCCAACAAGGGCACCUCCAGCUUACACAGCUCAGUAUUUCUCUAUAAUGUCCUCCAUGCUGCUGCAGCAGCUUCUUCUGCGCUUGUCUUAUAGAGCUGUAUUUCACAACCAGGGUCUCUUAAGCUUACACAGCUCACUACUGCUCUAGAAUGUCCUCCAUGCUUCUGCGACUGUCCUAUAUUGCUGUAUUUCACAACCAGGGUCCCUAAAGCUUACACAGCUCAGUACUGCUCUAGAAUGUACUCCAUGCUGCUGCUUCUGCAAUUGACUGAUAGAACGGUGUUUUCCCAACCAGGUUGCCUUCAGCUUACACAGCUCAGUACUGCUCUAUAAUGUUUUCCAUGCUGCUGCUUCUGCAAUUGUCCUAAUAGUGCAGUGCAUCCCAACA